UAAACUCCCCGAGGUAAACAAACCCUGAAACACACGUGGGCGUUUUAUAUUUUUUGCCAUUUUUUCAUUUUUUACGCCUUAAUUAUCGACGUGGAGGCGUGUGAGGGCAGGCAACACCCCAUGGCACGUGUAUGUUAAAGGGAAACUGCUGUAAAUAAGCGGACUGCAUCACACCACCACCACCACCACCACCACCACCGCCCCGCCAUGAGCCUGUUCACCCAGCAGCUCAACCCCAUCACGGGGCGCCGGGAGUGGGGCGUCAUGCCCGAGGACUACGACUACAAGCAGGAGGUGGCGCGCUCUGCCUACGCCGACAUGCUGCACGACAGGGAGCGGAAUGACAAGUACUACGAGGGCGUGCGGCGGGCAGUGGCGUGUCUGCGGCGGCGCGGGCAGCCGGUUCACGCCCUGGACAUAGGCACUGGUACUGGCCUGCUCUCCAUGAUGGCGGUGGCCUGCGGUGCCGACACUGUGACCGCUUGCGAGGCCUUCUACCCCAUGGCGGAGUGUGCGCGGAAGGGGCUGGCGGCGAACGGGUGUGGGGAGAAGGUCCGCCUCAUCCCCAAACGGUCGACAGAACUUGAGGUCGGCUUGGGCAAGGACAUGGAACAGCACGCGAACCUCCUUGUUGCGGAACUCUUCGACACGGAGCUCAUUGGGGAGGGCGCCAUAGACUCGUACAGACACGCCCGGGACUUCCUGUUGACGGAGGACGCGUUACUGGUGCCGUGGGAGGGGGUGGUGUACGCCCAAGUGGUGGACUCGGACAUGCUGCAGCGAUGGAACAGGGUCACCCCCAUCACCAGGCAGACUCCCAGCGGCGGCGAGGAGGUGGUGAUGUCCGUGCCUCCCUCGGUCCAGCAGUGCCCAGGUGCCGCAGCCGUCCAUGACCUACAGCUGUCUCAAGUGCCCCGGAGCUGGUUCACACCCCUGUCGGAACCCCUGCCUGUGUUUAGGUUCGACUGGGGGGGCCGCCGACGUGACCUCCCCACAGAUGAGGUGACCCGGGUCAGCUUCGAGGCGCUGCGGGGGGGCGGGCGAUGCGACGCUGUGCUCAUGUGGUGGGAGGUGACCUUUGACCCCGAGGGAGAGGUCACGCUGAGCUGCGCACCCUACUGGGCACAUCCUGACCUGGCGGGUCAAGGUCACCAGGGGGGCAGCGCGGACAUCCCCUGGCGUGACCACUGGAUGCAAGCUGUCUACUACCUCCCCACCUCCCCCCGGGCAGCCCCAGGGGAGGCGAUGACCCUGGUGUCUGCCCAUGAUGAGUAUAGCCUGUGGUUCAAUGUGAAGAGGCCCCAGGGUGACCCCAUAUCCCUGGAACGCCCGGUAUGUGAGUGCGGGCUUCAUAUCAUCAAUGCUAGGACACGUCUCGGCCAGCUAAAUGACCCUCGGAGGCGCGCGGUCUUCCUGAGGGUGCUGGAGAGGGUCAUCGAUAAGGACUCCGUGGUGCUGGCGCUGGGGGACGGAUGCCUCAUGGGGGUGGCGGCUGCGAAGAUGGGUGCGCGCCAUGUUUACCUGACCGAGGGCAGCGAGGCGGGGCGUCGCGUGAUGGCCCAGUUCAUCGCUGCCAACCAGGUGGGCGACAGGGUGACCAUUCUGAAUGAGGAUAUCAGCGACACACCCCUGGCUGACCUGGUGGCCCCUAUCAACCUCGUUUUCUCGGAACCCUUCUUCAGCACAUCCCUCCUGCCCUGGCACGCCCUCUACUGCUGGUACGCUCGGAACAGCUGCCUGCACCUCCUCGGCCCCUCCCCGCACCUCCUCCCAGGGCGCCUCACUCUCUGGGGGCUGCCGGUGCGCUAUCGAGACUUGUGGAAGAUCCGUGCGCCCCUUCGAGAGUGCAAUGGGUUCACUAUGGAUGUGUUUGAUGAGCUCAUCGAGACGGCAUGCCGGGAGGCUGAUGACCCCAUUGAGCCCCAGCCCCUGUGGGAGUACCCCGCCGAGGCCCGGGGCGCCCCCUUACCCCUGCUGACCCUGGACCUGGCGCCCCGCUCCCUGCCCCCCUCCCCCGUCACCCACGCUGCCUCCGCCCUGCUGCCCCCCGGGGAGGUCAAUGGCAUGGCACUGUGGGCGGACUGGCACCUGACGAAUGAUGACGGGGAUGUAGUGACGACGGGGCCAGUGGAGACGGUGAUGCUGGGGGAGGAGGUGUGCUGGGAUGUGCACAGCCGACAAGGUGUGUAUCUGUUCCCCUCGCCACAUCGCCUAGAGGAGGGCCAGCACCACGCCCUCUACCACACCACCACAUUCCUACCACACGACGGAACUAUGGCCUUCACCUUCAGGAUAGAGACAGUGCCAGACUCCACCACCAUCACCACCACCUCUAACUCUACCACUAACACUACCAUCACUAACUCUACCCUCACUAACUCUGCUCCCUCUAACUCUGGUUCCUCUAACUCUCCCACCACUAAUUCUGCCACCUCUAACACUCUCACCACUAACUCUAACCAUGCCGCUGAGGACUCUACCCCUGCCACUAACACUACUCGGGGCGCUGUUGAAUCUACCACUAACUCUACUCACCAUGCCACUAACUCUGUCCCUCCUCUCUCCUCUAACUCCACUGCUCACUCCACUUCUUCCGCCUCUAACUGUGCUCUCUCCACCUCUAACACUACUACUACUACUACUACUUCUACUACUACUACUACUACUCUUAUGAAUGGUGAUGAUUUGGUAGAUUAGGUUAAUUUUUUUUAUUUUUUUUAUUUUUUUUAUUUCAGUGUAUAUGUGUGUGUGUGUGUGUGUGUGUGUGUAUACCUGUUUGUAAUCUACCGUCUCCCUAUCUACAUUCAUCCACCCUUCCCUUCAUUUGGUGGACACUGCUCGCCUCCACCUCCUCUUCCUGCAAGCUGUUCCACAUUCCUCUAUAUAGUUUCCUUCCAUGUUCUCUCUCAGCCAAAGCGUUCCCACAGUUAAGGAAAGAUCAACUCCAUCCAUCUCGUCAAACUUACUCACCAACUUAUUCAGCGUGUUCAGGUCUCCUCUCUCCCUUCUUUGUCCCGGCGUCGUCAAGCCCAUCUCCCUCAAUCUGUCUUCAUACGAGAGUUCUUCAUAUGAGUGUUCAAGAGUUCUGGGACCAUUUUCAACCCUCGGUAUCCUUCCCAACUUUCUGAUAUCCUUCUUUUUUGUGAGGCAACCACAAAACUACACCAUAUUCAAGUUUUGGUCUUAUAAGUGUUAGUAUUUUCUUCAUCAUUUCCUCGUCCGUAUAGAGGAAUGACGCCCUUAUAUGCUCCAGUGUUGCCAAGUCCAUCUCCCUCAGUCUGUCUUCAUACGAGAGUUCUUCAUAUGAGUGUUCAAGAGUUCUGGGACCAUUUUCAACUCUCAGUAUCCUUCCCAACGUUCUGAUAUCCUUCUUUUUCUGAGGCGACCACAAAACUACAGCAUAUAUAAGUUUUGGUCUCAUAAGUGUUGUCAGUAUUUUCUUCAUCAUUUCCUUGUCUGUAUAGAGGAAUGACGCCCUUAUAUGCUCCAGUGUUGCCAAGCCCAUCUCCCUCAGUCUGUCUUCAUGUGAGAGUUCUUCAUGUGAGAGAGUGUUCAAGAGUUCUGGGACCAUUUUCAACUCUCUGUAUCCUUCCCAACGUUCUGAGAUCCUUCUUUUUCUGAGGCGACCACAAAACUACAGUAUAUUUAAGUUUUGGUUUGAUCAGUGUUGUCAGUAUUUUCUUCAUCAUUUCCUUGUCCGUAUAGUGGAAUGACACGCUUAUAUUUUGUAUCAUCCUGUAGGUUUCCCCAAAUUGCUUGUUUAUGUGCUUUUCUGGGGAUGAUGUGUCUUGGAACAGUGCUCACAAAUCUUUCUUCAUGUACGAAUUUCAAGCUUUCUUCUCCCAUCCUGUAUGUGUGUGUGUGUGUGUGUGUGUGUGUGUGUGUACCAGUAGACAUAUACAGACACACAUGUACACACACACACACACACACACACACACACAUGCGCUGUAUAUUAAUUUUUAUUCAAACUUUUUAUGACUAUAUUUUAGUUAUAGGAAGGAGGAGGAGGAGGAGGAGGAGGAAGAAGAGGAGA
Eriocheir sinensis (Chinese mitten crab) is the source of this 4036-nucleotide messenger RNA. RefSeq names its product protein arginine N-methyltransferase 7-like (gene Art7). The transcript is spliced from 13 exons. The record is from RefSeq and is a predicted model, not a curated record. NCBI's taxonomy places the organism in Eukaryota, Metazoa, Arthropoda, Malacostraca, Decapoda, Varunidae. Gene Ontology annotation, molecular function: protein-arginine omega-N monomethyltransferase activity. The coding region runs from base 208 to 2697 and encodes 829 amino acids. Gene Ontology annotation, biological process: peptidyl-arginine methylation.